Molecule: messenger RNA, 1317 nt
Organism: Diaporthe amygdali
Lineage: Eukaryota; Fungi; Ascomycota; Sordariomycetes; Diaporthales; Diaporthaceae
Product: NACHT-domain-containing protein
Exons: 5
Coding region: 1-1317 (438 amino acids)
Molecular function (GO): protein binding
Source: RefSeq, a predicted model, not a curated record
AUGCUCCACGACCCGAAGCUACAAGGUGUCUACCUGGUUGUCGACGCACUAGAUGAGUGCGAAGAGGGCCUACCACAGCUCCUCGAGCUGAUCAUCGAGACCUCGCAAUCAGUCCCUGUCAAAUGGCUCGUCUCAAGCCGCAUCUCGUCGCAAAUCAGAGAAGAGACGUAUUACGUGGCGCAGGAGCUAGCACUUGAGGUCAAUGCGAAGUCGGUCGCAGCGGCUGUAGAUAGGUGUAUCAUGCACAAGGUGUCCCAACUUGUGCAACGGAAGGGCUAUCGAGACAACAUCGCGGAAGAAGUGCGUCAACAUCUAUUGUCAAACGCCGAGAGCACCUUCCUCUGGGUCGCCUCAGUCUGCCAGAAACUUGAGGAGGGGCGCCAUGGGAAUGUUCUGCAGAAACUGAAUUCGUUCCUGACGGUUCGCGAGGAGACAAUCUACUUUGUCUACCAGUCGGCAAAGGACUUCUUGAUGAAGGAGGCAUCCGACAUCGGCUUUCCCGAACAGCAAGCAGUCGUCCAUGGUCAGAUCUUCUCCAAGUCGGUCGAAGCCAUGUUCCAGACAUUGAAGCGCGACAUCUACGGACUGGAUAGUCUUGGAUUUGCUAUCGAGGAUGUCCCCCGCCAAAGACCUAAUCCGGACCCACUGGCGACGAUAGCGUACUCCUGUGUCUACUGGGUUGACCACUUGAUCGAUGCUAGUAAAGCCUUAGAUACAGCCGGUAGCGUACCAAACGACGAGGCGGUAGCUAGGUUCCUACAGAGUCAGGGCCUCUAUUGGAUCGAGUCGCUAAGUCUCCUCCGCAGCAUGUCGGAAGGGAUGCUCGCAAUGGAAAAGCUGCUACGACUGUUUGUCCAUGAGAGGCCGCAGUGGUUUGAGUGUAGAACAGAGUUGGCGGAGCAAUGGGGCGCGUGCGAGGUGACACUCGAGAGCCAUACCGACACGGUGUGGUCGGCAGCCUUCUCGCCAAACGAGCAGUACAUCGUCUCGGCGUCAAAUGACAAGACCGUCAAGCUCGAGAAGAACGCAAGAUUGGACGAUAAGGACCAAGCGAGGAGGCAGGUUGCUUUUGGGCCAGAUUACCCCAUGCCAUCUACUGCAAGUGACGUCGGCGAAGGGGAAAGCGGUGAUGGCAAUUCAUUCGUACCCGAAAGCCAGGGUGCUGAGAGCCUCGCCAAGCACGUGGCGCGAGAGCUGCGGGUGAAGCAGCAGCUGGCUCGGGUCCGUGAUCAGAGGACCACAAAACAAUUUCCAGGGGCGAGCUGCCUACUUACCAAUGUGUUCCCAAUUUCCCGAGGUCCUGAAACUGCCCCGUGA